This is a messenger RNA of Varroa destructor (honeybee mite), 858 nucleotides long. It is a transcript of the gene mRpS17, whose product is annotated as mitochondrial ribosomal protein S17. Gene Ontology annotation, cellular component: mitochondrial small ribosomal subunit; ribosome. Gene Ontology annotation, molecular function: structural constituent of ribosome. The record is from RefSeq and is a predicted model, not a curated record. NCBI's taxonomy places the organism in Eukaryota, Metazoa, Arthropoda, Arachnida, Mesostigmata, Varroidae. Gene Ontology annotation, biological process: mitochondrial translation.
UGAAGACCCUGACACUUUGUUUCGGUCGCUUAGCGUGCAGGUAGUCGAUGCCUGUGUGGCGGUGUACUAAAUUGUAGAAAUCGCGGUAUCCCAUGCUAGUACAUGGUUAGUGAAGCUGUUCGAUUUAUUAUUUCACUAGUAAAGCAGUCCUGUGCAGUCAAAUACGGCAUAUUACUGCCCUCGUGUCGAAGGUGCGCCGACGUUUUAUCCGUCCAUUGCUGAUCUAGCCAAAAGUAAUUGCACAUAAAAAUCGACGAAAAUGACCCUUCAGACCAAAAUGAUGCUCGGCAAAGUGAUCGCCGCAACGACCAAAAAAGUGUGCACGGUUAAUGUGCCGUAUUUUUUUUUCGACACAUAUGUUAAGGCGCAUUAUAAGCACCGUGCGGAGUUCGAAACGUUCGAUGAGAACGAGAAGUGUCAGCCCGGUGACUGGGUCAUUAUUGAAGAAUUACCGGAACGAAUGAGCCUGAAAGUCAAUCAUCGAAUAAAAAAAACAGUCUUCACCAAUGGCAAUAUAAUUGAUCCACUCACCGGAAAGAAGUGCGUGUUUACUGAUUUUGCCGAAGAUCUUGACGAAGAAGCAAAGCUGUUUGGCGGGUUGGGAUUUACUGAGUUGAGACGAAUUGGUCUUGAACAGUUGAAAAGCAAAAAGCUGGCUGCAGAAGCUCAAUAAACUGAGCCUAAAUUUGUAAACUUUAUUGUAAAGCAGAAUGUAACAUCACUGACAGUUAAUUGUUUUUAUGCGCAGUCGCAGUAACCAAAAUGUUGAAACCUGCGUAAGAAAUAUACACCUGAAAGGUGCUAAUGUAGUAAUAUCUGCUAUGCAUGUGCAAUAAAUCAUAAUAAUAGUUUUACUAA